AUGGACAAUUUUGUCUUCUACACGACCCUGGUGAGAAAUGAUGUUGGAGACACUAUAAUCCUUGACAUCCUGGUGAGAAAUGAAGUUAGAGACACUAUAACCCUUGACAGCCUGGUGAGAAAUGAAGUUAGAGACACUAUAACCCUUGACAGCCUGGUGAGAAAUGAAGUUGGAGACACUAUAACCCUUGACAGCCUGGUGAGAAAUGAAGUUGGAGACACUUUAACCCUUGGCAGCCUGGUGAGAAAUGAAGUUGGAGACACUAUAACCCUUGACAUCCUGGUGAGAAAUGAAGUUGGAGACACUAUAACCUUUGACAGCCUGGUGAGAAAUGAAGUUGGGGACACUAUAACCCUUGACAGUCUGGUGAGAAAUGAAGUUGGAGACACAAUAACCUUUGACAUCCUGGUGAGAAAUGAAGUUGGAGACACUAUAACCUUUGACAUCCUGGUGAGAAAUGAAGUUGGAGACAUUAUAACCCUUGACAUCCUGGUGAGAAAUGAAGUUGGAGACACUAUAACUCUUGACAUCCUGGUGAGAAAUGAAGUUGGAGACAUUAUAACCCUUGACAUCCUGGUGAGAAAUGAAGUUGGAGACACUAUAACCUUUGACAUCCUGGUGAGAAAUGAAGUUGGAGACAUUAUAACCCUUGACAUCCUGGUGAGAAAUGAAGUUGGAGACACUAUAACUCUUGACAUCCUGGUGAGAAAUUAA
Messenger RNA from Gigantopelta aegis, 714 nucleotides. RefSeq lists its product as uncharacterized. NCBI's taxonomy places the organism in Eukaryota, Metazoa, Mollusca, Gastropoda, Neomphalida, Peltospiridae. The transcript has 2 exons. The coding region runs from base 1 to 714 and encodes 237 amino acids. The record is from RefSeq and is a predicted model, not a curated record.